Myotis lucifugus (little brown bat) is the source of this 2651-nucleotide messenger RNA. Its product is annotated as sialic acid-binding Ig-like lectin 14. The transcript has 9 exons. Lineage: Eukaryota; Metazoa; Chordata; Mammalia; Chiroptera; Vespertilionidae. Gene Ontology annotation, biological process: cell adhesion. The coding region runs from base 1 to 1218 and encodes 405 amino acids. The record is from RefSeq and is a predicted model, not a curated record. Gene Ontology annotation, molecular function: sialic acid binding. Gene Ontology annotation, cellular component: plasma membrane.
AUGGUGCCCCUGCUACUGCUGCCCCUGCUGUGGGGGGGGUCCCUGCAGCAGCAACCAGGCUACCAGUAUGAGCUCCAAGUGCAGGAAUCGAUGACUGUGCAUGAGGGUCUGUGUGUUCACGUGCCCUGCUCCUUCUCCUACCCGUGGAGUUUGGGGUAUUCCUAUAGCAACCUCUACACCUACUGGUACCGAGACUGGGAAAACCCAGCCUAUGCUGAUCCUGUGGCCUCGAGCAACUGGAAUAAACAAGCGAAGAAAGAGACACAAGGCCGAUUCCUCCUUGCGGACCCCAGGACCAACGACUGUUCCCUGAGCAUCAGAGAUGCCAGGCAGAGUGACACAGGACGCUACUUCCUCCGAGUGGAGAUAGAAUAUCCUGAAUAUAAUUACCUAAGAUACUUCCAAGGAUAUAAGUUCCAAGUACAUAGUUACCAAGAGAAGAUGCUGGAUUUGCAGGUGACAGCCCUGACAGAGAAACCCCACAUCAGUAUUUGGGAGCUGUUGGAGUCCGGCCGCCCCUCACAGCUGGCCUGCAGCCUGCCAGGGGCCUGUGAAGGGGGACGACCUCUCACCUUCUCCUGGGCGGGAGUCGCUGUGGACUCGCUGAACCCCCAGACCCGCCGCUCUUCAACACUCACCUUCACCCCGAGGCCCCGGGACCAUGGCACCAACCUCACCUGUCAGGUGAAACGGAAAGGGGCCCUGUGGACCACACAGAGAACCAUCCAGCUCAAUGUUUCCUAUGCCCCAGGGAACCUCACCAUAGGCGUCUCCUUCAGAAAUGUCACAGCCUUUAAGAAUCUGCAAAACACAUCUCUUUCCAUCCUGGAGGGAGAGGCCCUGAGGCUGCGCUGUGAGGCUGACAGCAACCCCCCUGCCGAGCUGAGCUGGUUCCAGGGGCCCCCAGGCCUGAACGCCACCCCCAUCUCCAGCACCGCGAUCCUGGAGCUGCCUCGCGUGGGGCCUAGGGCAGGGGGGGAGUUCACCUGCCGGGCUCAGCACCCGCUGGGCUCCCAGCACGUCUCCUUCAGCCUCUCUGUGCAGAGCAGCCCGCACGCCAGCAGAUGUGUGACUGAGGAGCAGCAGGGCUCCUGGCCCCUGGUCCUCACCCUGAUCAGAGGGGCCCUCAUGGGGGCUGGCUUCCUCCUCACCUACGUCCUCACCUGGCUCUACUACACCAGGUGUGGAGGCCCCCGGAACAGGAGGCAGAGCUCCUGAUGGAUCCUCCCUUCCUCUCAAGAUGGCACUGAGGUGUGGACACCAGGCUAGAGGGACCGUCCUGGGACCUCAAUGUCACCUUCUCCCUGGAAGCUCUUGACUCACCUGCCUCCAAUGUGCCCCUGGGGUUUCAGUGUGUGGAAGUGACUGAGUGACCACAAGGGGAGUCAAUGCCAUGGAGAGAAGACUUUUCCUCCUUUCACCUCCUGAUAGGAGGGGCCGCUGUGCCCGGGAAGCCCCGGAUUUCCUCAGGAAGCAGAUGCAGGUGCAGGGCAGCCUAGCGAAGGCCUUGAUUGGGGUUUCCAUGGGAAACGCAAGGCAGGGCAGGGUGAGCAGUUCAGGCCCAGCUGGUGUGUGUCAGUCUGGGGGAUGGGCCUGUGGGCGUGGCCUCUAUGUGUCUGGUCCCAGGUCCUGGGUGAUUUGGGGCAGAUGGGGAGGCUGGGAAUACGGGCUCAGGUUGGGUUGGUUUGCAUCUGAAAUUCUUUGCUGUCUCUGAGAAUGGGCGGGCCCUGGGAGGCCGUGUGUCUCCUUGGCUUCCAAUCUGCUUAAUGGCUCAAAACAUCCUAAGACACAGAAAUAAACAAUAAUCCACACCCACUGACAGCCCCCUUGUUUCUGCCUGUGCUUCUCCCAUUUGACUUGUUCCCCUCCCGCCUCUGUCUUUCUCUCUGUUGGUUCUGCCCACUCACCCCCCACCCCCUGCUCCUCUCUCUCCAAUCUCAGGCCCAGAAAGGGACUGAAGUUGGCACCUUCUCCUCCCCUUGCCCAGGAGUUACCUGGUCACCACCUGAGCUUCUGGUCUCCCGUCUGUAGGUGCUGAUACACAGUAGAGUUAGGAGCAGCUCUCUUCUCCCUGUGCAUAGACGCCAACCUCAGAAUUAUUGUUAUAAAACAUCUCAACAUUUAAUCAUAAAUGAAAAUGUUUCUGAGAUAUCAUAUGACAAUUGAUUUUACUCUGUAGUGUCUGUGCUAGUUUCUUGAGUCUAAUUCCGUCUGGAUCUUCUCUUUAUUUUGUUGCUGUUGUUGAACUUGUUUCAAGUAGGGAUUUUGUUUAUUCCUUGUAAUUAUUAUUCAAUUAAAAUUUAUACCUUUUAUUUUUAAAAUAUUUUUUUGAUUUCUGAGAGGAAAGGAGAGAGAAAGAAAGAGAGACACAGAAAAAUGUCAAUGAUGAGAGAGAAUCAUUGAUUGGCUGCCUCCUGCACGUCCUCUCCUGGGGAUGAAGCCUGUUACCGAGGCAUUUAGGCUGACCUGGAAUUGCACUGUGACCUCUUGAUUCAUAGGUUCACACUCAACUCCUGAGCCACACCAGCCAGGCUAUAUCUAUUCAUGCAUAAUAAAAAAAUUCAACAUUUAAGACACACCCGCUCACCAUUUUAUGUUAUUAUGUUCAUAUAUCUUUCAUCUAUCAAUUUGAUAAACUUUAGAGAACAUUA